This is a messenger RNA of Paramuricea clavata, 24298 nucleotides long. Lineage: Eukaryota; Metazoa; Cnidaria; Anthozoa; Malacalcyonacea; Plexauridae. The record is from the annotation of a GenBank genome assembly.
GUAGCAUCAACAAGUGCAAGAAGCAAGUGAACUGUGUUGAAUUGAAGAGAAUCUCUCCAUAGCCUCUCCUGCGCAAAUCGUCCGUACAAGCAUUGGCUUAUCUCGAAGGAAACUACAACGUGAACAAAGAAAAGCUGAUUAUUUAAAGUAAGUUUAAGAUUUUCUUCAUCUUUUGUAUUGAUAUACGACUCCGUUAAUCUGGAUAAAGACUUUUGGAUUGGCUUAGUUUCUUCGCUGGCUUAUGCCGUAGAAUAUUCAGUGAAUUAACAUGCACAGUAUAGACUGCACUGCCUGUAAGAAACUUAUUCUAACUAAGAAAAUCUGAUUAAAAAUAAGAUUUUUCUUCUUCUAAUGUAUUGAUAUACGAUAUUUACUCUGGCAUAGUAAAGAUUUUUGACGUGAGCUCAUAAUUCAGCCCUUGUCGUCGUGCAUUCUAUUUGCGUGCUCUACACGAAUCUUAAAACUUUGGCAAAGGAAAUGAUUGAAUUAUAACGUAACCUGACUCAAAGAUAAAACCGAUGCUAUUCUUGUAAUGCACCGAUUUGCGAGUCCUGGUUGUGUGGCUAAAAUAUUUUGGGUUCGUUUUAUUGCGUUGGUCGUUGGUUGCUGUUCGUGAUUUCAUCUCACGUAGCAUGUGAAUUUUCAAACUUGUUUUUUUGGGAUUGUUUUCUAUUAGCUUUCCGAAGGUUUACACGGGAAGACACAAGGGAAUUUUGUCAGUGAAAUACAAACUCGGGUUCCUACACUUGUCUCAGCGAUUCUGCAAUGAUUUUUAGUGCUGUUAGAUAUAUCUGAAUCCAUUGUGUUUGAAUGUUUCGAUCUCUUCGACUUUGAAUUUAGGCGGUACAAGAAGAACAAUUAGCUGCCUUCCAUUUCAAAUUCAACAGUUUAAUCUAUCAUCAUUAUCGUUAUCAUGACAGUUUUUAUUCAAUAUACGGAGACGAUAUGUUUCUUACGAAGCCAUUGCAUUUUCUCACUUUCUUCCGAAGCCGGUUUACAACACAAACCAUAUAUGGUAGCUUUCUAGUAAAAACGUUAGCAAUGUUUUUGUUGGGUUUAAAAACUGAUAACGCGAAACUUUUACUCAAAAUAUUUACACUGCACCCGCUAUAAACAUGAAUAUACGCCUUAUAAAAUAUCAUAUCUAAAGAGACUAGAUUCGGCAGUCAAUCAAGCCUCGGCAAUGUUUUAUAUCCUUAGAUUUUAAGCCCUCUUAUACGAUCGAGUGAAACAAUGCCUAGAAGUAUAACGGUGUGGACAUAUAUAUAUAUAAGCUGCAUGUUUCUGUAAGAUGUUGAUCAUCAGAGAUUUUCAUAACAAAGGUUUAGUUAGAAAUAGCAAACGUUUUAAUUUAGGAGUCAUACAUUCUAAUACUCAAAAUCACAGUGCAUAUUGGGCCUAGCCAUUAGAGGGCAUCGAUUCCUUCCCGAAAUCACUGAAACUCUAAAACUGUAGUCUGUAUUACAUAAUCUACGACACCUAACGUUUCAGUCUGCAAGACUCCAAGUUUAUAAAGUACAUAUAUAUGUUAGGAAAAAGGAUUUUGUUGGCAUGAGUUGAAGUUAUCGCAAUCUUGUUGGUCGAAUUCUAAACUAUAGUUUGACAUGACAUUAUGUUUUCAUUUUUUAUUCAAACAAUGCGUGGGUCGUAAUGUACAUUGCCAUUGCAUUUUAUUUAUUUUGUACUGUACAAUAGCGAUAUAUGCGGCAUUCUAUCAGUAUAUAUGGGCGCGUUAUCGAAUAAUUCAAUUCGGUAUAGAAGUUAUAACUUUCACAGAGAGGUCAUUAGAUCAAUUAGAGCCCAUUGCCGUGGCAUUGGCAUUGCGAUCGAUGUUUAACUGAAUGAGACCUAGACUUCAAAUGACUAGUAUGACUUUCAAAUUACGAAGACUCUUAUAUACCUAGUUUAAACCUGGUAACAUAGCUAAACCGUAAAGUAUACAAUUAAAAGUAUCGAAAGUCUAAUAAAAUAUCGAAGCUUUUGUCCUUUAUAGGCUUCACGCAAUCACAUUUUAUCCUUAGCCUUAGGGGAAUUGCAACCGCGAACGUUAGUUCAAGACGCAAUUUUCAGUGUUAGAAAUAGAGUGAUAAGGAAGCACUGCGUUAGUUUAAGGGCGAAUAUCGCACAGUUCUUUAAACAAGCUUAAUCUAUACCAGCGCCGAGAGGUUUUAUCCCAGCUUCAGUUAUAGAUUAUAAAGCCUUCCCUUGAGAGGGUUUUUGUUCUCUAACAUUUGAAACCAUUUGUUCUGUUUUCAACCAAGAACAAAAAUCCAACAUACCUUGGAGAUUAGAAUAGUCCGCGGUAGUUUUUUUGGAAAUAGAUCUGAAAAUAGAUGAUAGAGAAAUUAGAUGAAAAAACUAUCAGCGAAAACCAUUUCCAGUUGAGUCUUGAAAGCAUUCUUCUCUUUGUAUCUGAGGAGAACGCCUCAUGUUUAACUCAACGUAGCACCGCAAAUAUUCUCCAGGUACUCAAUUUCUCCUGUGGUAACACUGUAACGAAAAAGGGCGGUUCUUACAGGAUCUCAAGGGAGGCGAGUUUAGAACUAAUACAGCUAUGCAGUAUAUAUAGCAUUAUAGCAAAGAAAGAUUACGACUUUAUUGCACUUAAUAUAGCAUGGAGUGUACAGACUAGGCAAAAUGAGGUUUUCUUUUGAAGUUCAGAGUGAGCUAUUCAAAAGGUGUACUUAAUCUUUUGUUUGGCUAUUGCUAGAUAUAGGGAAAUCUUCUUUGAGGAUUGUUAUAAUCUGGGCCAUCAAGUAAAUAGUUUGGUUCAUGAGGGACCAUACAGUCAUGCCGUGUUUAAAUAAAAAUCUGAUUGAGAAUUGAGAACAGGAAAAAACACAUAUUUGUUGUUACCGGUGGCAAGACAGGUCUCUUUGAUAUACAAUUUUAAGAAAUGUUUUUGUGCCAACGCCAAUUAAUGUUCUUAUUUAACGGCCGAUAGCCUUUUGGACUUCAGUUAUAGAAGAAUUAAAUUUACGAGUUGCCUACUGAGAAUUAUAUAUAUGAUAAUGCUGUUAGGUAUAAUUUUGUUAAAUUUAGUUUAGUUCGGUUCUGUGGCGGCAUUCCACUGUUGACGAAAGGCACUGUCUGAACAUAUAAAAGCACACGUAUUACAAGUUAAAGUCAAUAAAAUAUAGGCUUUCGAGCAGUUGCAUAUAAAAUACAAAGCUGUCGUGUUUCCGCGUGUAUAUAUGAUGAACUGAUUACAGACAUUUCGACGUUUUUAACCAAAGCUCUGGUAGCCAACAACUAUACUAUAGCUUGAUAAAAAAGAGCUUUGGUUUGUUUUGAUCUUUUCAGGCAGUUUGGUCGAAAAAAAAACCCAACUUUUUUUCAAACACUGGACCCCCUUUGAAGAGACUGACAGAUUGUGCAAUAUUUCCAGAAAACAUACAAUCCACAUGCAUGGCUACCGAGCCCAAGGGAUCGACAUCAUUAGAGCGCAUUAAUUGUUAAGGCUUUAAACUCAGGAAAGCCAAGCUCAAACGGUACAGGUGGCAAACCUAAUUAAAAUGAAGUCAGUUUUAUAACACUAUAAAUUGGUAUAUUGAACAGUGGGGUUAUAUUACCACUUAGAUGUACUAGCGUCAUUCCUUUCAAUGUGAAAACAAUUCCGAGAUAUAAUUGGACAAAAAAUGGGUUAAAUUGCAGGAGCAAAAUUCAAGAUUGUGAACAAUUAUAAAAAAAGAUAGCUAGUCACAGUUAACAACUGCAGUUAGUGCGAAAGAUAAACCAUUAAGAUCGGGUAUUAUGUAGGGUUAGCUACUAUUUAAACAGUGGUUAAAAAUAAUUACUCACAGUUUUAUACAACCGGCUCGAGAUCGUCUUCUUCAGAAAUGCUAAGCUAUCUCAUCGCUUAAUUAUUUUAGUUUGGUUCCAAAUACAAUAUAAAUGCUACAGACAUAUAAUGCAUACUGUAUAUUGUAAAGGCAGCUGUGUGAUGAAGCUAUUCUAGUGUGGCACCCACGAUAUUCUAGUCCAUUCUAUAGGCUAUUUACAGAGAGUAACAACACCCACACCAUAAGUUGAUGCUAUAUAUUGUUUCGUGAGUUUCUGUAUGCCAAGAAAGCUAACCAGGUCUUGAGGUCUGGCUUGCUUUCCCAGCCUGUCAUAUUCCCAUUCGGGGGUCUUCCGUGCAUGAGAACGAAAAUCGUCUGGACCCCACUGUAAAAAAUUCUGGUUAAAUUCCAGUGAAGAGUUUUGUCCUAUUCUGCGAUGUAUAAUGGACCACUAGGAAUGCAGAGUUAUUCAGCAUAAAAAAAUUAGUUUAUAGUUUAGAUUUUCUCUUGUAGUAACAACUUGACCAAAAACAGGUGACUUUUAUUGGACUUCGAGAAAGUAUUAACAGUUUAGAAUUGAUAGAGCUAUCUAUAGUCGCGAUAAACGUUCCAACACGACUAAAAUAAUUUGUGGCAGCAUUGCGGUUAAACGAGGUCGGAAACGAACACUACAGCACUAUUUAAUGUGGUGCAAUAAUACAAGGUUUCCUGAUCUUAGAACGGAUUUUAUCUACAAGCUUAACCAAAUGAAUGUAAAUAAAUCGAUGGUUUCGUUUUCUUAAUAUUAAUCAAGGCUUGUUUAUGUGGGACAUUAGUAGCUAAAUAUUCCUUUAAUGUCCUAAUUUAUUAGUUUGAUCUAUUGUAACAUGUAGCUAUUCUAAUUCUUAGUCUAGUCCCUCUGUAAAUUUAAUAUUUUUUUGCACACAGUAAAACCCCGCAUAUAUGCAUGAGAACCUAGAUUUUCCAAGUUAGCCUAAACAGGUUCUUUAGUUCAUAUGUAAAUGGUGCUUACUAGCAAAUUAGCUAAACAGGUCCUCACUAUAAGGUUCUUAUUUUCUUAAGAGAAAAGCGACUCAUCAGUAGGAAGGUAUGGUAAACGAUUAGUAUAUAAAUUAUGCACAAAUGUUCUAAAUAAUGACAGUAUAUAUGCACUAUACCAACCCCCUAUAUACAUUUUAAAGCUACACUGAUUGUAACUUAUGAGUUAAUUUUGAUUUUACAUUUGAUAAUAUAAGAAUCUGUUUUGAAAUUCUAGCCUGAAUAGGUUAUUAUUUAAAGGGGGUUUAAAUAAAGUAUUUUUACAGUUUUGUUAUAAAUAAUGAGUUGAGGGUCUCAUCAUUGUUGUCCUAUAGAUUUCUGCCAUCUAACUCAGUUUCCUGUUACCAAUCAAUUACCAUGAUUAUACACAUUAACAAGUAAUGCUGGCCCAUGUUUCAUUGCAUAUUUCCAUUGAUUAGAUUAUGCGAAUUAUUGAAAAUAAAUGAAACCUACAAGGAGGUGCUAAUUUUUCUUUUCAAAUUUGACAACACAGUUUCCUCAUGCUACGUCGAGUAGGAGGUGGUGUCGUCUCAUAUCUGUCGACAAAAGGAACUGAAUGACGGUGGCAAUUUUUCCUUGUUUCUAUUCCUGCCCUUGGGAGACCGUAAUUAUAACAAUGAAAAAUGAACAAUACAACGGUGAAUUUUGGAGUUAAUAAAGGUGUACCUUCUUGGUAAUGUUUAAAAAGGAUGGAGGAAAAUUAAAAUAAGAGUUUGGGUUAGUAUUAGGGUUAGUGUGGGGAUUAGGGUUAAUUAGGUGUGGGAUAAGAUUUAGUAUUGUUGCAAGUGGCUGGGGUCUUGAUUCUUUUACGUUUUAAUGAUCUUAAAAACUGGCGGCCAUCUUGAAAACCUCUAGUCCACCCCCUUAAGCCACGAUCGUGUUUUCUUCCAUGGAUCAAUUUUCCAGAUAUUUAAAAUGCAGUAAUCAAGUUGUUAAUUUAACCAGUAGUAGAUUGGCUGUUCGAUUCUGGGCCUAUAAUUAAAUUCUUCGCAACUGAUUCUGGUCGGUCUUCGUCUAUUAUUAUUCUAUGAUUUCUAUCAAAUGAGAUGCCAAAAGGCAAGUUCAAGUGAAAAUUAACAUAGGUCACCAACUGUGAAAUUUAUCAUUGAAUUAGCAAAUUUAUAAAAGAGUUUCAUUCUGUUGAGAUGAAAAUCUGGUUGUUGGAGUAUAUCCAGUUGGUUUACAUCAUAAAUGUCGAAAUGAUCAUAAAAAUAGGUACGCAUUGCGUACAUGGGUAAACCAACGGAAGUCGGAAUUUCAAAGCAUAUAUAUGGCUUUCCAGCAAAGUCACAAUUGUUUUAAAUCGUAAAUCGUAAAAUAAUACUCAACAUAAGAAUUUUUGGGAGAACUUGGUGUCGUGAGUAAAUCGAUACGCAUUAGACAAGAACGUCAUUCACCGGUUUUACAUUAAGUACCUUAGUGGUAAGGAUUAUGUCAGAUUGUGCAUCCCGUGUCAGUGAUGACCCCACACAAUGAACAUCAUUUUGUUUCGAAAUAUCUGUCAUGAAAUGUUGACGUUAGCCAAAAAAGAAGCUUAGAACGUGAUAGAACCAAGCACCAUUGCCUAAAACGAUGAUAUAUAUUUCGAAUGAAAUGCCAGCACAGUAGAUUGAAAUGUUUUGUCCCGAGGAUUAAUUCGGAUAAUGACGCCUAAUGUGUCGUCUUAGGGAUUAGGAAAUACUUUCCUGCAUUUACCAAUUCUGUUUGUUUUGUUUCAAAAAUCCUUUAAAUGAUUUGUCUUGUAUCAACUGACAAGAAGUUCAGUAUGACAGUUCCUGUGCAAUAAGUUUCAUCUAGUGUUCUGAGGCGCCAGAUGGUGUGAUCAACUUUCAACAAUUUUGACACUUAUGAGAGAGAGCAAAUAGUAUUAAACGUUGUAUUUACUAUCAAAUAAGGAGUAAUGGGGGGGGGAGAGGGAGGAGCCCCUUCAACAUUUUAAUCGUGGCAGAAACAAUCUUUGAAAGUAUAACAAAUGUUUGCCAAUUCAUUAAGAUUUGUCAUUGUUCUAUAAUCGAAAUACAGUUUUAUGUCUUAAUUAUUUCUAUUCAAAUUUUGAAGGUCAGACCGUUCAGAAUGGUAUUCUGUCUAAUGAGCUCUGGAGUGAUUGUAUUUCCUUGUCUUAAUAUGCUAAAACUAUAUAUUUUAUAACAUCACUUUAUAAAAUACUGGAAAUCGUGUGUUUCAAAACCCAUGCAAGAAUAGAAAAUUUUCAUGCGCCAAACUUGCCCUUCCUUGAAGAACCACGCUUGUAAGGUCAUGCAAUUACAUAUUAUGAGAAUAAUUCAUCACUAUAUGUCAAAUAACUGUCUAAUUUCCUUGUAAUUAAAGUUGAUCACGACUUAUGAAACCCACGUCCUAACCGAAACAAACUUAUUCUCAACAUUUGAUUAGAAUUUCAGCACCAAACAAGUUACAAGAUACUGUGCUAUAAAAAGUUAUGGUUUCUAUAAAAAAUUAUGUGAAGCAUUUAAUUUCUCCCUAUGCUCCAUCUAAAUACUGUUAUAUUCUGACAUACGAUUUUGGUUAUCCGGUUUCUGAAGUAACCGCGCAAACGAACCAAAAUAGGAUUCAGCCCACAUAUAUGUUUGAAAUCCUGCUGCAAAAUAACCAUGUACAGAGAUAAGCGCAUUAUCAAGAAAGUGCUAAAUUAGCAUAGUGUGCACGAUAUUCAAUAUCAUUGGAAAGAGGAACUAUGCCCAAGUUUAAGAACCUUAAGUUAUAAGACUUGAAACUAAUAUAUUUAUAAGCUUGCGCGAACAGGUUCGAUCCUGCCCCCUGUUGACGAAAAUUGUAAAGUGGAACAAAAAACUCUUUAUUUAUGACCAUUGUCAGUCAUAUACAUUUUGUAGUAAAUGCUUUACUUAUAUGACAAUUCUCACAUGAUACAUAUAGCAGAAACCGCUUAUACUUCGUGCUGCGAGUAAUUUCAAGAUCAUAUUGGUGACUUCAGGAUGACGUAUGGUGAUUAGCAAGUAAGGUCAGCAAAUCUGUGGAACGGCCUCUCAUCGCAAUACAAGAGUUAUACAUCAAUAUCUGUAUUUAGUUCCAGACUCCGCGUAAAAUGUAUAAAGAACGACUGCUAUCUUAUAGCCCUCAGUCCUGGCUGUUCUUAACAUUAAAAUAACCCAUGGUUUCCUAUUCAUGUAAUGUGUUUGGUCGAUGUAUAGUUAUUUAUUAGGAGUUAGGUGCCAAUUGGGACGCAAGUCCUGUUCCUGGCAGUAAAUAAACCAAUCUUGUUUGUAUGUAAAUGAAUUGUGACAAAUCAAAUUAGAUUAAUUAAAUUAACUUCAGAAAUGCUGACUCUUAAUUUAAGGCUGGUUAAUUACACCAUCGAAAGUCUCGAAAGUUUCUAUGAUCACAGGAGGAAUUUUGCAUAUAGGUAAGUUUUGAAAGAUUUUGUAUAAGAAAUGUUUGAGGGAAUUGACUCUGCUGUGUUAAACAAUGAGUGAGUUCCCUGAAAAAUUACUUACAAAUCCUUUAAAAUUUACCCAUGCAAAAAUCCUACUGUGAUCACAGAAACUUUGAUAGUGUAAGCAGACCUUUAUAGAAAUUUAAAGAAAAGAAAACCAAAUAUAUGUCUUUUAUCUAUGAAAAGGCUAAAUCCCUGCGCAUAUUUUCACCGAGCUGCCGGUAUUUGGAGGUGACUAGCGAGAAUUCUAGGUAUCACUUUAUUAAAUCUAGCGUGAUGACUACAUAACACCGUAGCACAUUGUGUUUUAUUACAAGAUUAUAGUAAUCUUGCGCGUUCUACCUUCCAGAUGUCACAGUAGUGAAAUUGACAUGACCUUUUGAAAUUGACACUGCGAGAUACGUUUAUGUACGCCGGCAAAUUGUCAUGCAUAUCAAACGAUGCAUGUGAUUGUGUUUAUCCUGAGCAAACAAAACUUAUCUCAGCGUGUGAGAGUUGGUCAGUUAGAAUGAAAGACAAAUUGACUCAUUGCUCCUCCCCAGAUUGAGUGGUGUACCCGAUUUAGAAUAUGAGAUACUUCGUUAAAUAUGCAAUGUUUACCUAACCAUCGAAGGUGAUAUAUACUAAGAAUAUAUUCAUAAAAGUCCAACGAGUUCAACACCGUGGCAAUUGAUACGCCAGGCGGAAAUCUUAGUUUAAAGAUAAAGAGCAGAGCCCAGCAAAUAACUUUAAAUCCAAACAUAUUAAUAAUCCAAACAUAAAAUUUUUCACUUUUAUUAUGUUUGGAUUUAAAGUUAUUUGCUGGGCUCUGCUCUUUAUCUUCAAUUAAACUGAGUUCAACACCGUCAAAUUCAGAAAUUUCUUUCAAAUUUCCUUCAGUAAUUGACAGAUUUAGAUCGAGGACGCGGACGUCAAAGACGGCGUGGAAAUGGCGUCAAAAUGGCGUGGCAUAUCCAUACAUGGGCACAACACGCCAUUUUCACGUCCUGGUUCCGCGACCUCGAUCUAAAUCUGUCUAUUGCUUCAUACACAAUUCUACAUCUCACAAGAGAGUUGGCGGAAUAGUUUAUAGCUGAAUUUCAAUGCUUCAUCAUAUGAGCCCACCUAAACCAUCUUAACCAGGAAACUCUCCACAGUGAGAUCUACAUGCCCUUUGUCACGCAUAUAAAAUUCAAUUUGUUCAUAAUGGAAACUUUAUUAAAUGUUUUUCUUUACAUACAUAUACAAUCGUAAAUCUCUCUCAUAAAGGUAACUUACGGUUGGCUAUUUGAAUCACAAUUAUACUAAACUAAAAUAACAGAACAAAGUGCAUGCAAUAUAUAUAUAUAUAUACAAUGAGAUAAGUCAAAUUGUUAGUAAAUCCGGAUUUUCCCAUUCCUUAUUUCGGCAACAAAAAAUGUAAUAUGUAGUUCUAAUAGCAAUAGUCAUCAUUUUCCUAACGCAGUACAUUUGGUGGGUUUUGUCAAGACCAAUACUAUCUAACAUGUCUAAAAAUGUAUAACAUUCUUCUGCAAAAAUACCUAAAGAGCUGAUGGAGAGGUUUAUAAAUUUAACUUGGUUAAAAUUUUUACCUAGCUGUCUCAAUAAUUCUCUAUAUUUAUCCUUCUUCCGUUUUACGUUGUUUUUGAGGUUUGUCUCAUAACCAGUGGUGAGUUCAACCACAUAUAAGGAACCAUUUGAGCACGAUAAUAACAAAUCUGGGCGAUACGUAUCACCAGUAAGUAUUGAAGGGCUUUUGAAUCCAUUUAGGUCGGCGUAGAGAGUAGAACCGUCAACAGUUUCUAACUGAUGAGCAAGAAAGUUCAGGACUGAAUUGUGUCUCCACGUAAAUCGGUCGAGAUAAAACUGACAUCCAGCUACUAUGUGUAGUAAUGUUUCAGGGCUAAGACAAAAAGAACAGUCUGAAUUUGAAGAUAUUGCCCAUCUGUUUAGGUUUUUACGCGUCGGAAGAGAGUUGUUAAUGUAACGAAUGGUAAAGUUGUAAAUGUUUUUCGGGAGCUUUGAUUGGGCGACGGACCACACCUUGCUAAGCUGAGGUAAAGCGAACUUCGUGACGCUGCAGAAAAAGGAUCCUUGACUGGUUAAUUGGUUUAGGAGUAAUAAUAAUAAUAAUAAUAAUAAUAUUAAUAACUUUAUUCAUAACAAAAUGCCAAUACUGGUACAUAAUGAAUACAUAACAUUGUAUAAAAAGUAUUAAAUCACAAAAUCGUUGACUAGUAUAUUAUAACUAAACAGGAUAUAUAAAAUACUGAAUUAUUUUAUAGUUGAGAAACGAGCCAGUCCAUCUCAGUCAAGUGGAAUAAAAUUUUCCAUGCACACAUCACUAUACUAGAACGAUAAUAUGCUUUAAAUUCCUACAUUUUCAUCGAACUGCUAGAAAUCAUAAUCCAAUAGACUUGGAUUUAGAUUUUAUCCAGGGGUACAUAAAGAUAUUUAUGCGCGAGGCAGCAAACUAUUCUUGACGUGUUGUGGUUAGGCUCCAACUAGAGUCCACUCGACCCAGCCUUUCGCGCGAUGUAUGUAUUGUCGAGUCUGUUCUAUGUAUGUUUUUUAUACGACCGGAUGUUCGAACAAGAUUUUGCAUUGCGCACGCAUGUUUCCGUGCAUGUGAUAAAGAAUAUCAAAUCCUUUUUCAAAUGCAUUGACGUGCUAGAAUUUUGUGUCUUCAUAGUUAAUUAUCGAAUACAUGAUUUGGAAACCUGUAUUUGGAAACCUGUACAUGAUUUAGAAUAUUAUUUAUAAAAGGUGUGUCUUGAUGCAGAAAUUAUAAUUAAUCUGUCCUUCCUUGUCAUAUGAAAGUCUAUUGUAUUUCGUAAUACUAGAAUUUUCCGUAAUAUAGUACUGUCUUCCGUAAUCAGUAGAACAAUUGGAUUUCCAAACCAUGUCCAUAUGUCAUUUACAUAGCAUCUCAAAUACUUAUGGAUAACCGAUUCUAGCUCCUUUAAUCGCUUAAGCUUUUAAACAGACAAAUGGUAAGUUCGGAAGAUUUUCGCUUUAUUCACACGGAAGCUCUAAAACAGACAUUCUGCAACUGUAACUAGUGUUUGUAUCAGUAUUGCCUAAAUCCACAUGCAAUAAAAUUUUUAUCAAAAUAUUGCUAUUUUGAUACAUGACAAUGAUAGCUUUAACAUGCAUGCCAGGAAACUGAUGGUGUCAGUCUGAUCAAGUGCAUUAUAUGUGGACAAUGUAGACUAUGCCCCGUUGGACUUCACAAUGAAUACAUACUCUUAAACAUUUCAGAUUUGCUUGAUUACAUUUAAUUAAUGCGGAGCAAUACGGUUUACUUGAUCUCAGAGCGGAUUUUAUCUAUAAGCUUAAACAAACAAAUAUAUCACUCGUUUCGCCUUUAAUAUUCAUGACUUGUUUUUGUAUGUUAUAUAAUGAGAGGCAAAUCUGUGGAGACAUUGGUAGCUAAGCUGAUCAAUUAUAUAUAAGUAUUUCUCUGUAAUUUAAAUACGUUUUAAAGUUUGUUUGUUUAAUAUUAAUAAUAAUAAUAUUAAUUUACAUUAUUUAUAUUUCAUGGUAUGAUAAUUAUAAUAUAAAGAUAGAGUUAAUAUAUUAAUUCUAAUUAUAAAAUGGUUCUAAAAUAUAUAUUUGUUUUUACAGUUUUUACAGAGUUUUACUAUUCCGGCUGACUGAAAUGCGCGGCACUAUGUAUAUAAUUAUAAUCUACUUAGUUAGUUUUAUCCAAUUGAAUGUAAGACGAUACAGGUUCGGGAAUCAAUAGCCACUAUUAAAGAUAAAAUGUUACUGAUCCACAGGAGGAAGGAGACAUUUUUAAUGUGCUUCAAGUAAACCAUCUGGCAAUCCUCUUUCAACUCUAAAAUGACUCUUAACCAACAUUAACCAGGCAUAUUUAGAAGUUACAAGCGAAACUGUACAGCCGUGAAAAAAUGAAUAUUCUAACAUACGACAACAUUCUGGGAACGAUGGCAUUGAUGUAAGGGUAUUCACGUAGUUGCGUGGCUUGGAAAACGGGAUUACGAAUGGAAUAUUUUGCGUCAAAUUCACAAAUUGCGCAAAAGUGGAGCGUUUCAAGGGCUGAGUUAGGCUUCCUUUUUCGUAUCUGCUAUCGGAUUACGUGUCAAUGUACGUCAGGAGUUUCCUUUGAUAGUUAAUGAUCAUGUCAGUCAACUUCUUGUGGAAUUGCAAGUGCUCACGUCUUAAUCAUAUGAGGAGUCUCUAUACUGAUCUAAGACCUUGUUCAAUUAAAGCUCUAUUACAGUUUUAAAUCUGGUAAUAACUUGCGUGCUGUUUGGACUGCGCCGCUUUCGAACGAGUUCGUGUUGAAGUUUACUUCCUCGAGAUGACAACUUUCAAUUUAUUGUCUUAUCAAUAUAUGUUGUUUAGGCACUCCUUGGACUAGACGAUUUUCAAAUGGCUGCAUUCCCGUUCAACAGAAUGGCGCCGUACCCAGUACACGGUAUUGGUCUUUCGCAUCCUAGCUAUGAGCUUAUGAGUCCGAUGUCAUCAGCAAUGGGUAAGUGCAUAAGCAUACAAUUUUAAUACCUUAUUUAUAUAAUGAAUAUAAUAUUCGUUAAAAGUAUAUACAUGCAACCCCCCACGAGUUAUUAAAACACGCUGUGUAGAAGUGCUUCGGUCCUUCCUGUCCUAAUCGGUAUAGUCUUUGUAUUAAAAUUGUCCUGGAUAUAGACGCAACGGGGUUUACUAAAAGUAAAGAAUGAAGCAGCGCUGUCUCUUGGGGUUGUGUAUACGUCAAUUAUAUAAUUAUGUACGAUUUCAAUCUUGCCUCCAGGGGAAGGUUGUAUAAGUAAGUUUCUUGUUGAAAAAUCAGUGUUUGUAGCAGUUUGUUAUAUAAGAGGUGUUAUAUAUAUUCAAACACCAGAUGGAUGGAUAAGCUUGACUUCACACUAACAAUGCCAACUGCAUAAAUUGUAUUCGCUUUCUAAUAGUGAACACAUAGUACUGGCGCUUUGCGCACCAGUAUAACCAGUCACCCAUAACAAUUCACAAACCCAGAAAAUGAUUAGAUACCAGUUUCUAUAUAUGUAUCCGAGAUAGCUACAGUAGAGAAUGUUGAAUUUACGUAUUACUCAAGCAUUGACAAAACCGUUUUAUCUUGACGCUUCAGUUUACAGAUUUGGGGUAUGCACGAAUUUUUUCAGUUAGAGGUGAUAAAAAUUCCAUUACUCCAUAGCUCAUUCUAAGAUCUGCACAAUACAAUCAAGCUCACUUGCCUAAACCGUGAAGGAUUUUGAACCCAUUUGCUUUUCUCUUGUAUUAAAUUGGAAAUAAACUUCAUUAAUAUUAAACAAUAAACAUACAUUUCGUUGAUGCAGUUUUGAAAAUAUAUUUGAAGUAUUAUAUGUCGUGAUUAUGCAAAACUUAAACUACAAACAGUUAGGAUUCUUGCAUUGCGCAUUCCGUGUUCGUUUCUGGGCUAAAAACCGCAUUGAUAUCAUUAUCAACUCAAAGACCUUUGCAGCAGAUUUUCGCUAGAUAUAAAAGACGAAUGAAUUGGAUGGCUUUGAGCAAAAUUAAAGUAACACUAUGUUCUGAGAUUGCUACGGCGCACAUAACACGCGUCAGGAUUAUCAGUGUUGUUUGGCUCAAUAGUUGUUAAUCCUCGUGUAAUUGUCCUUCACGGACAUGGUUUUGCGUUUGAACUAUCUGAAAAAUAGUCUUGGACGUUUCGAGCUGGCAAAGAUUAUUACUUCGUCAAGACGCUGUGCAUGAUUUUUUAUAACGCUAUAUUUUUCAGCUAGUUCAGAACUAGUCAAUCAUAAAAAUUUCAAUCACAACAGCAAAAUUGGUCCAAUGCGAUAAUUGGUUAGGAUAUUGCGUGGAUAAUUCUUGAUUAUACUAUGUUGCAAUUUGUUGGCAUUAAUAAGGAAAGUGUACACAUGAUAAGCGGGUUUUGAUCGACUGAUUUUACUUUUCUGUAUCUUGAACUAAAUGAAUACAAAGCAACAUUGCUGAUUCUUCGCAAUAAAUUAUAAUAUCAAUCGUUUAACAACGCGCAUUUCGCGCAAAAUGAUAAAUACAUGAAGCAACUAUAGCAAGCAUAAUCAUGUUUAUAUUAAUUUCGUGAGGUGGAGACAACAAUUGAUUUGUUGAAUUUUAUGAUUGCGUGAAACUGCAUAUGUAAACAAAACAAUUUCUGCUUCCGUCUUUAUUUAAUAAUACAAUAAUAAACUAAAAAAAUGCACGAAUUGCCAAAUCGUUCUUUCCAGAACGGAAAUUAAAAUAGGUAAAUGUUUCAACUAGAAUUCUCGACAGGCCAUCAAACGUUUGCUUUUGGUAUGGCUUAUAAUUCCUGUCCCGGCUUCGCCCUAGCUAGCAUAUGUGCAUAAGCACGUCUUUGUAUUCUCUUCUGGAAGUGACAACCAUGUUUGACUAAAAUAUUCAUUUGUCAAUCUAUGUAAACACAAGAUAAUAGGCUACAUGUUUGUAAAGGAGGCUUACACUCAAUUUUACAUGCUAAACGCGCGAAACAAGGUGAUUUAGACAUAUACUCUGACAAUUUCAUAGCUGUUUAAGCUGAGAUAAAAAAAUCAUGAGAGUUCAUGAGAGCUGGCAGUCACGCGAUCUUGGUUAGCUGUUCUUAAUGCUUUCCCAACGCUAUCAUGUAUUCUAUUUAAGUUUCAAACAUAUAUAGUUCAAAACAUAUGGUUCUAGAACUUGUAAUGUUCCCUGUAUCAAUGCGUCACUGCUAAGGAACCGUUCAUUAUUUUAAUAUGCCCGGUGUUGGUCCCGAAGAGAUAUGGGUUGGAUAAUCAAGUUUUUAACUAGCUCAUGGAUUGGGUAGAAAAAAUUACGGCUGUCUGUCAGCUAUAAAAUAAAACCAAAAUUACUAUGGCUAUGCAUUGGAAAAUAUGAAGAAAAAUGUGUACAAUACAUUCUGUACCAAAAUAGACCAUCACUGAUUGAGGAAGGACUCUAUCAUUGAUCAGCAGACACGUGAUUGCUUUGACACACUCAGUGAGUGUGAGUGAGCUUUUAGAAUUUUAGGCAACUUGAUUUCUGUCACCAUAAUAUUGUGUGUUUAAUUAUUAUGAAGUACAGUAACACAUGGGUUGGGUAAACAUUAUUUUGACCAAUGUUGAGGUUGGGUUAAUAAAUAAAAAAAUUACACUGUUUUUCCCAACCCCAGGUAUAAAUAAUGAACGGUCCCCAACUCUCGUCAACGCUCAUCCUUGUUUGACUGGAGCUGUAAUAAUUUGCAUUCGAGAAGGAAUUGAAAUUAGAAUAGAUUCACAAAAUGCGCGAAUCGCCGCAUUCUUGGUAUAUCGUGAGUUCCGUUUGAGAUAAUUUGUAGUGCCAGGAAAUGAGGUAGUUCAAGGGUAGAGAUAAAAUUUUAGCUGAUAGCUUCAAGGAAUAGAAGGUCCUUAAAUUUACGUUAAUCGUGUGAAUGUAGAUUUUGAGAUUUUGAAGGUAGCGCGUGGACAAGCGCUCGCGAUAACGUUGCGUUAUGUAUAUACCUCACAUCCAUUCACCAAAUUAUGAUCUUGGUACAUUUCAAAAUUUAAUCUCGUUUACACGUAUUUGUACUUUAAGAUUAAAAGAUUUGUCUUCAGAAUAUUUUAGUUAGUCUGGUUACGUUGCAGAAAUUAUAAGGAAAUAUCUUUGUCAGCAAAUGUAUUUGAGUUAAUCUUCUUAUUUGGGGAAAGCACCAUGUGCAUUGAUUUGGUAAAGAUUUCUACCUGCAGUCAAUCCAGAUCUUCAACAAUAUAAGGGGAUGUUUACAUAAUAAUCUUUAUUCCAAACAAAAUACCAUUAGAGGUAUAAAGAAUACAAACAAUUUACAAAACAUGAUUCCACUUUGCCGGGACGAGAUGUGAAACGAGAUAUAUUGAAAUAAGUCACGGUGCACGAUUUAGCAAAACUACAUUAUUUUCCUAGUGGCAGUACUAGUGAUAGAUCAUCGUAUAAUUGUGAAGAAAAGGUUGUUCAAGCAGCAAUAAUAAUCUUCUUGAACUACGAGAUCUAGUUCUUUUAACCGGCGUUUGAACUUUCGUGAGCCUGUAGCAUAGGGAUUUAUUUCGAUACAUCAAAAUCAUCUCGCCUUAAUUCCAUGCGUCCCGGCUAUCUGGGAUAAUGUAAACGAGCGCCUAUAUGACUAAGUUUAAUUUCAGAACUCAAUCCUCAAAUAUAAAAAACUAGUUUCAUAUCAGUAUUCUAAUAGAUACAUGCACUUUUAAACCUUGACACGUUUUUAUGAAGUUAAGCUUUAAGUAGAAAUGAAUAAAUAUACUCAGAGAAAUUUCUACACAUGGAAAAGAUAAACCUGAGACUGAGUUAUAGAUACACAUUUAACCACAGUGGCAAUAUUAUGCAAUGUACAUGUAUUUAAAUAACUAAGCCGCCAGCUUAUUGCAGCACGUUAAUAUUAUAGUGGGCACAACAUUUUUAGAACACGAAGAUGAUCUCUUCCUAAAAAUAUCCGGCUUGAGUUUUGAAUUGUAUGCAUUAAUGCUUCGUUUUGCGUCUUUCCUCCCAUAAUCCUAUGUAUAGUAUUAUUUGGCCUGCUUUGUUCAAAAUAAUGAUCAGUUUAACAACAAGUAUAUAGUUCAUAGUGGAUCUAUUCUCAUUUCAAUCUCUUCCAAUACAAAGAGUUUGGCAGUCACGCAUUACAGGGGAGAUUUCACAUUUCAAUCUUUUGUUUGGAAUAAAGAUUAUCAAAUAACUAUAUCAAACAUGAGAGCUGUAUAGAUCUUUCAAAUCCUGCUAUCAUCAAGCAAGUUCAGUUUGCGUGAUAUAACUAAACAACUAGGUUUGUUUAUUCAAGUGAUUAACAUAUUAUGACAAAUGUUUUAAAACUGUCGUUUUGGUAUUUUCAUUAACAUUUUUUAUUUGACAUGAAUAUUCUUGGCAGAAACACGACAAAAAUCCGUUGCGCAGGCAUAAUGACUUAGUUGAAAUGUCAUCUAUUUUACUCUGUAAGCCUGUUUGUUACUUACUAAUAUACUUAUACAUUGAUAAUAUUCGCACAGAGACAAUAUAUUAUCACUCUGACACUAUACGAUAUCUGCACUACAGGAAACCAACUGACGCGCGAAAUGCAAAUGAGAUAUUUUGCGCAAUUGUCUGUUUCAUCGUCCUCGCGACGCAACUCAAGUUUGCGCGCGUUCUUUAUUAAAUACUAAUUACCAUUAUUUGCGCAAUUCAUCAUAGGAAAAUGUAAUUAUAUUUUCAUUAUACGGUGUUUUAAGCUCGAUAAAUAGAUAAUAAUUCAAAUCCCUCCCAUCUUGUCAAUACCUCGCUUGUCGUUAGAUAACACAUUUUCUAAAUUAAAACCUUCUGUGUUAAAACAAUUAGGCUAAAAACUGAUCCGUUUUGUGCUUGCGCGCAUCCUUCCCAUGGCAAAACGAGAGGUUUAUCGCCUUAAAUCCUUCAUUUUAGCGGUUUAUAAAACAAUCCGCGUUUAAAGCGUUAUCGAUUUUGGAUACUCGUAGAGAUUCUAUAGUAAUAAAAUAUUAAAAUAUGCACUAUAUGCAUGUAUCCUAGCAUAUGCUCCUACACGUCGACGGAAGGCCUAGCUUGUACAGUACUAAUUGGAUCGACAAGGGAUGCCUCUCACUGGAUCUCUAGAGAGAACAGUUUGGAACGAACUGAAUGGACUGUAGUUAAAAGUUUAAUAUCUGUUUCGUUUAUAGGUCAUCCACCUCGAAAACAACGCAGAGAACGAACAACUUUCACGAAAGCACAACUUGAGAUUCUGGAUGAUUUAUUUUCCAAGACACGUUAUCCUGAUAUAUUUAUGCGCGAGGAAGUCGCUAUGAAGAUCAGCCUGCCAGAAUCAAGAGUACAGGUAGGCUAAACAUUGUAAUUUUAUAGAGAAAUAAUUGAAAUUGUAUGGUUUGGGAAUUGGGAAAUUGUUUUAGAUAAUAAUCUUAUCUAAGGCUAAGCUAAAUCGAAGAUUAUGCCAAAGGUUUUGCUUGGUUGUAGCACUGUACAAUCGAGUACAAUUAGAAGAUAAAUGUACAGUCAUUUACCAAAAUAAACUGAGUCCGCGUGCAGCCAUCUUAGCCGAAAUAACCUAUAUACUUUGUUAUAAAUUAUUUUGUCAGAGACAUAUAUUUUCUCUUUUGAUAUUCAAAACUUGGUGCAGGCAUUCUUGACAGUUUGGUAAAAAAAAUAAUUUGAGAUUGUGUCGAUAAAUAACUGCGGAAAACUUGGUCCAUUCCAUUUACUGUGUGUUUAUCAUUAUUUGCCCGAUAUAAAUAUUAGUUGAGGACAUUUAAUGGACACAUUGCUAGAUUUUGUGGUAGAAUUGUUCUAUUUUGUGGAACAUAAAUAAAUAAAUACAAGCAUCAAUAAAUAAAUUAAUGCACAUGGGUUUUCAACAAAACAAUUAUAAUGUCAUAUUAUCUUAACUGAAAUUUUGUAGACUUAUAUACGCAGUACCCGCAGAACCUAAAUUAAUUCAUGUGGUGUGUGGGUAAAAUUAAUCACUUCGUGGUCGUUAUGGCAUGCACUUUCGUUUGGCUCAUUUCCACUAUGCCUUUGGCCAUGGUACCGGGCAAUUUAGAUAACUUUAAGUGCAAAGGCCGGAUAUUUUUACUGCUUUACACUGAUGGCUUUCACAUCACAUAAAUCAUAAGCUCAGUAUAAGCUCAAUGGUAUAAAAUUAUGAAACUGAACUCUAAAUUUAUACAGCUAACAAAUUCAUGUAAGGAAUUUAAUAGACACCAAAGGCAGAGAAUGUAGUAUUUAUAUUAUUGCACAUAUUUAACAUACCAUCUCAGUGUUGUUGUUGUUCUUGGAGCAAUAACCAAAGUGGAAAUGAGCGAGUGGGGUGGGUGGGAACUCGUAUAUUUUCACAUCCAAGCCAUUAAUGAGAAGUGUUAAUGAUUUCCUCGGGGGUAAUUCAUGAAAUAUUUUACUCAUCCCACCUUCUUACUUAAAAAUGCAAAAAACAACAACAGGUCACGCAAAGUCAUUGAAAAAAAGUCCCACAAGAAAAAUUUGAUGAAUGCUUGUAAACACUAGGCAAACGGAAAGGGGAAAAGUGAUUUUUAAGAGCAUUUAUCUUCGGUUAUUUUUGUAAAAAUUUAAACUAACCUCAUUUGUGGUGGAGAGCUCCAUGAGAUCUAAAAUGUUUUGUCCUAUAGAGAACCAGUAAGGGCAUUCCUUGUUUUUCCAGUGCCCUUGCAGUAUAGGGAACUUACUGUAUCAAACUUACUCUAUAUGUCUCUUUGGCUUGUGGAAGACAACACAUAUACUGGCAUGUGUAAAUGUGCAAAAGAAAAUUGUACGACUAAUCUGUUUUAAAUCUUAUAUGGAUCAUUCUGAACCAAUAUUUUUACAAUUGAAAAUCUUGGAUAUCUACAAAAUUAAUGAUUAUCUAUGCAGCUUAUUCAUGUAUCGCUUCAAUUAUUGUCAAAAUUUGCCGGACUUUUAUAAUGAUUACUUCAAACAAAAUAACGAGCUAUACAACUAUAAUACUCGAAAUUCUACCAAGUUACAUGUGAGCUAUAAGAGAACAAACUAUCGCAAAUACACUGUAUUUAACAAAGGCGUUUCUAUAUGGAAUUGCCUUGAUGAAGAAAUUAAAAAUAUUAAAUCAUAUUUUUCUUUUAAGAAAACUGCAAAAUCCUAUUACUUGAUAUCAGUCUAGUUGAUGUAAAUAUUUCAGGAAUAUUAAUGACAGUAUUCUGUAAUGCACUAAAUAUUCCUUAAACAUCUUCCAUAUUUGUUUGUAAAUAGUUUGUGUUUUUCAUUGCAAAUUGUCCUUAUGUACAUAAUCUAUUUUUAUAUUACUGAACACUAAAACUAUAGGGGCCUCGUCUUAAAAGUCCAACAGGAUUUCCAGAGGUCUCUAGCCCGUUUAUUUAUUCUUAAAUAUUCAACUUGUAAAUAUUAUUUGUGGGUAAAUAAAACUAAUAAAAAUAUAUAUUAUUGCAAAGCUUAGUGUAUCAAGAUAACAUGGUCUGGAGCAAAAGUCAUUGUAUUAUGUUUUUGUCGGAGUUUAUGUUAAUUUGUGCACGGUGAUUGAACGUAUUGUAUUUUCGUAGAAUGAAGUAAUCGUCCAAUAGGGAUAGCUGAGAUGAAACGUGCAGCCACAAUAAGUAAUAUUUAAUGGAGUUGAGACAAAGGAUUUGUGCAUGGUGAUGUACAGUUCAACAUCAAACAAAGGUCUUCUAUUUUCUGGCUUUGAAGUUUGCCGGGCUUCUAGUCCAUCAUAUCUUGACAGACUAUGAUCUACAGUGCUAAUAAUAUAUUGGAUAGUUAUAUUAGUUCUAAACUGUUCUCCCUAAACUAGGUUCAGUGAGGUACAUUCCUUGAUGGUCCAGAAACCAGAAUAUAUGUAGAAAAUCUGCUGUGUGUUUGUUGAAAAUCACUACCCCGGCACCAACGAUUCUUAUAUGCAAAUAAUACAAAAAGACGAUCUAAUUGUUUCAACUCAAUUGUUUUCUAAAUAUGCAAACACAAAGGAUUUUUCAAUCUUAUCAAAUAUAUACAUUUAUCACUAAAAGCUGAAACAACAGUUCGUGUGAUUUUGAUAAGAAUUGAAGAGGUUUCCUUCCUGUGUCAAUAAAAUGCAGCAACGUCUGACGUAUUAAUUGAGUACAAGUGUUGAUAUAUUAUUGACAGAGAUGUGUACACCAUAUUAACCAGAUUUCUAUCCAGGAUUUAACUCCAACAUAAGCUUAAAAAAUUUGCUAAAAAAUUACAUUGACAACUGUAUAACUAGCAAAUCUAUCACUUUCCAAUAUGUCAUUGUUUUGAUUACCUUUUUUGGUGCAAAGUAAAAUUGGGUGACUGUAUGUAACUAAAAUAUAAAUUUCUACUAAUUUCAUUUUAUACAGUACAUUCAUGAGAACAGCUUAUUGAAUUUUGUAAAAAAAUCCUAUUCAAUCUAGAGUCAUUCAAAAAUUUGCCCUGCAUACAAUGUUAAUAAAGGAUUUUCCCUCGUGUAUUAGUGGCAUAAAGACUAGCCAAUACAACUUUUACAUUGACAUUUAGACAAGCUUUUAUGUUAAUCAAACUCUAUGUACAUUUAAGGGAAAUUGGGAUUACUGAGUUAUUGUACGAAAAAGAUCACUUUCCUUCUAAUCCUUUUUCACAACUUUCUCUAAUACAAUCCUUUCUUAACAUCCGUGAUUUUCACCCAUGUUAAACUUUGUUAAAACUAUAAUCCCUAAAGUAAACCUUGUAACCGGUUGACGAUACUUUAUAAAUUCCACUUUUGAUCAUAUAAAAUAGAUGAAGAAAGGUAAAGUUACACGAAAGCUCGUGACAAACACCAAUAAAAUUUGCCACACGUCUGUUUUGUGAUUAAUGCAGUUCAUCAUGGGAGAGCAAAAGAGAAUCCGGAUAUUUUAUAUGCUUUGAUCUCUGCAAAGAAGGAAGCAGGAUUAUAUCUUUUCGUUUAUUUAGCGUCCACCAGACACUUUCGUGCGUGUAUAAAUCCAACACAAUAAUACCCCUUGCAGACACGAAACGAUUCUCGACUUGACACGAAAUGAGAUUAAAGAUUUCCUUGGUUAAAUAAACUUGUAAAGGUCUAUAGAGUCUCAUCGAAUUAUUAUGGAAUUAGGACGAAACAGGAUUAAAGAUUUUCUUCGCUGAAUAAACGUAAUUGGAAAACCUAAUAUGCAAUCUCAGUGAAUUAUGCGGAGUAAUUCUUGACUUAUGAAACAAGAUUAACGAUUUCCUACAGCCUCAGUCGAGGUGGAAUUUAUAUAAAAGCAUGCAGGCUAGUUGUAGUAGUUUUAAUAAUUUUAAAAUAUCCCUCCCCCUCGCCCCUAACGCAGCACUUUCAAAAUCCUGUCAUAGAAAAUUUGGUUGUCGGCUCUAAUCUGCUAAUACCGGAUCUCUUAUAGGGAGAACAGUUUAGAACUGAUAAAUACGAAAAUGAAUCAUUAAAUCACCAAAUAAACAGUCCAUCGAAUUGGCGCACAUUUUUCGCACCUAAUAAGCUUAAAGGUUUUGGACUUUUUCGUAUUGUGAUAUGAGCUCAAAAGUAUUUAUAUUGCACAUUCUGAAGGACAUGCGACACUAAAAAUGGUUAAAUAAAUACAAACUCUAGGCAAGGGAGAAUUGCUGGGUGAUAAUUGACUUACGAGUAAUGAUAUGUGUUUUCCGUGAAAAAUGUAAUCUAUGUAAUUCAUUAAAAUAAUAAGAAACUAUAUUGUACAUAAAAUAAAAGAAUUUUUAAUCCUUGGAUGGCAAAACAUGCCAUCGAGAGCAUUUUCCCAUACAAAUCCUAUAAAAUCGAACCUCAUUCCUGCCAUAUUUUAUAUUAUAAGCUAAAACCUUGCACUUUCGAGGUACUCAUUCUAUUUCUGGGAUUAAUUUUAACACGGCUGGAAAAUGGUGUGAUAUGACCAAUUCCCAUAAAAGCCUCUUCUUUUCAUUGUGUUUAGUACUCUGUUUGGUGGUAAAUAAACAUAAUUUACAGUAGAAUCAAAUUGGGUUUGUUCCCUGCCAUGUUUACUGAAAUGAACCACGAAUUUAAACACACAUUUUUCACCGUUUAUUUGUUAGGUUUGGUUCAAAAACCGCAGAGCGAAAUGUCGUCAACAACAACAGAAUGCUGAUGGCAAGGCCAAGCCAAAGAAAAAGCCAGCUACACCCAAAGAAAGUGUCCCUAAAACAACCUCAACGUCACCUACUACCACCCCCUAUACCCAAUACCAAGCAUACCCCUCAAUGUGGGGAUCACCAAGUGAUCAAGCUAUCCGUGCUCCUGCUUAUCCCACGUCGGUCAUAGGUAACCCUAUGUGUAGCAGUUCGACCUCGAUGAUGAUACCGCAUUCCACUCCAGCUAGAUAUCACGCGGGCACACAAGAUCGUCCCGGCUAUGUUCCUAUGGGUGUGUAUAUUAAUCGUCCCAUGGCCCCAACCCCCCAGCACCCGCUCGAGUUUCAUGAGCCCCCAAUGCAGCAGUUACCGAUAUCAGUGGCCAACCAGCCAAACAAUGCACGAGUGUAAGAAGUACUUCACGAAAGGAAUGAAUUAUGGACUUAAAUUAUAAAUCUACAUCAAUGUCUUUGCAACAGCGAAAAUUGCAGAAAAAAGAUUCGAGAAUCGCGUAAAUGUUGCUAACUAAUCUUAUGCAUUGAUACAAUUUCCGAACGAAAAAAUAAUAGAAACAUUUCUUUGACUGGCGUGGCCGAAAUGGGAUAGUGCUUGUCAACAGUGAUGUAUAAAGACGGGCGAGGGGCAUGCAUCAUCCCCUCCCCUUCCCUUAUAGUUGCAUGCCAGGGGGUUUAACCCCCCUCCCCCAACCUGAAUGUAUUGAAAAUAUAAAGACUAUGCUGACGGUUAAGUGAUAAACUUUUUCAGCUAGACUUAAGUCAUUGGGAAGUGAUUUAUUAAUAGGAGUAGUAUGAAUUUGCUUGUAAAAUAUUAGGUGUUUGCAUAAUGUAGAUUGUAUAAAAUAGUAUAGACUUACUUUCAAAUUAAAGAAUGUAAAUUAAAGCCAAGUUAAAUAUUGAUUGUGCGAAAAGUCUGUGUGUAUUUUUGAAUAUAUCGGCGUUGAAACAAAGGGGCAAGUGACAAGAAAACCGCCAGUUUUCUCCAGCCCUCCCAUUCUCCCGCCUUAAUUUUCCUGCCCGCAAGUUCUUGCAACAACCUGCUAGCUUAGCACUAUUUUCCAUCCAGCAAAUUGACGUGACGUCAUUUUUGGAAGAUGGAAGAGGUGUUAAAUGGCAAUGUAACUGACCUCCUACUCUAACCUUUAACCUAACCCUACACAAGUUUGUUUCUAAACCAAUCUUGAAGAAAAACGUUUGACGAAAUGUCAUUGUGAGGUCAGCGAACUAACUUCUUCCAACAAAUAUUGCCAUUAUGCGAAUAAUUUGUCAAUUGUCACUUUGUGUGAGCCGCCAUCUUGAAUUUGUAAUAAAGUUCUUGUUCGUUUUGUAGUUCAACUUCAACUGAUAGUUUUAACCGAAUAUCUCAACUUUAGUUUACUAUUUCUUAAGCUCUUUAGUUUAGUAUGUAGUUGAAUAUAUUGAGUUUAUGUAGUGGGGUCAGAGGCCAUGUACGGCACAACACACUCACAAGGCAACAUCAUAAGAACGGUUGAACGGAAAAUGUAAAAAUAUUUUCGGUAGUAUUGCAGUGUCGUGCAUUGUCAAGCAAAUUAUAAACAGAA